AUGAUCGUCUUAUCGCUACUGUUAAUCAUUUCUAUUUUAGUUCAAGAAAGCAACCAGAGGUAAAUUUUUUUAAAAUUGUCUACAAUUUUUUUCCAGUCGUUCAAUAAGCUUAGCUUACUGUUUUUCGUAGAACUGCGCUAUUCUAGAAAAGGAGGCGCUUUCAUGUUUUGAAAAGAAUUCAUCACAACGAACCCUAAGUUGAACUGGAUGCAGAGGACCACCUGGUAUGCCUUCUCCAUCUCAAGCACCCCCUCCACCUCCACCUCCACCUCCGCCGCCACCUCCGAAUCGUGCUCCUGAAGUCUCAAACGUUGAACAGCGAGCAGUUCAGACAGCUCCUAACAAUGGCGAUUGGAAUGGUCCCAGUUCGGGCGGUUGGAACCAGCCGAGUGGUGGCUGGGACAAUGGACCUCAAAGCGGCUGGAGAGGUCCGGGAGACUUUCCCGACUACUCGGAUUUCGAGCAAGAGCGAAUGGAACGUCGUCGCUUCAGACACGAGAUGCGUCGACGUUGGCGGGAGCAGUUCGGCGGUCCACCGUUUGGAGGUUUUUUUUUUAUUUCGAUUCGAGUUUUCACACAAAUAUUUUCCUGAAAGUUUUGAGCUCUACCAAAUUUUGGAAAGAAAUUUUUCGAAAAUUUUUGUAAGACUUUCUUUUCUGAUUUUCCUUUCGACCUCAAAAAUUACGUGUAGAUUUUCCUUGUUAGCUUUUAAGACAAGUAAGUCUGGUACGACACUUGAGGAAGUUUUUAUCCAAAAAAAGUUUGGGGAAUAUAUGAAAUACACGAAAACUUUGAUUUUUCAGGACCUUUCCGUCCUCCACCACCGCCAGAGUUCUUCGGGAAAUAA
Molecule: messenger RNA, 847 nt
Organism: Caenorhabditis auriculariae
Lineage: Eukaryota; Metazoa; Nematoda; Chromadorea; Rhabditida; Rhabditidae
Source: the annotation of a GenBank genome assembly